AUGGCAGACAGGCAGCGACCAAAUCACGAGGUCAAGGACAGUGGCCAUGGGGUAUACAGCUCAUCGGGCUCAGCGCACGCGCGCAGGAAUUCGACGGUUUAUGCAGCUGCAACGAACGCUCCGGUAGCGGCCAGAACAGAGCCGCAAAGACAGGUGACCGAGAUGCAGGAGGAUGGAUCACGAGAGUCUGAGACACAAGGAAUACCUUACGGACCUACAUCUGGGCCUUCUCCAAUGCCAUACACACCAUCACAAACACCCGUCAGCGAGCCCGACAUGACACCAAUUGAGCACCACACAGAAGAGAGCAUCAAGAACGACAUAAAACACUUUAUCAACGAGGAAAUGGAGCCCGGCGGCCAGCAUGCAUGGUGCUACGAGAAUGCCGACGAGAAGCCUCCGAUCACGCCCGACAGUCUGGCUGAGCUGGACAUGCCCCGAAUCAUCAACAACCCGAAACUUCGACAUGAUGUCAACUUCGACCGCGAGCUACAUUUCAGGCCCAAUCUUGACGGAUCCAAGGGCAAGCAGAAGAUGCAGCAAGCUGACCAGUACUGGAGAGCACUGCAGGCCGAGCUCUUCAUGAACAGCCUAGCACUGCAGCGGCGGUAUCAGUCACCAGACAAUGCUCCGUACUGGGAACGUAUCGGGAAGGAGUCCUUGAAGCGCUUGCCGCACAUCUUCAAAGCUGUCCGAGACAUCCUCAAGACACUGGUGCCUGACUAUGAUCAGAAGGUCGUGAAGGAGCGGCUAGAUGUGGAACACAUCAUGCAGCAGAUCCAGAACGGUGUCUGUGACCUCUUUGACCUUGGCAACUGGUUGGCCAAGGUCUUGAAGAACCACUGCGCGCCCAUGCGAGAUGCACUGGUCGACAGCAUGCAGAAGGAGAUCAAGCUUGGCGCUACCAACAAUGAUUGCGAAAAGUUGGCAAACGGUCUCCGUUUGCUUAUGAACAUCCUCGAGGCGAUGAAGCUUGACGUAGCAAACCACCAAAUUAGGCACAUGCGACCUCUACUCAUCGACGAUACGAUCAACUUCCAAAGGCGGUACAAUCUUCAUCGGAUUCAGCUGGGCAAGAUCAACCCGGUCGAGGCUAGGCGGUGGAUGAACGACCAAAUCCAGCCGUUUGGAUUUGAGUCGAUACCGCUGCACGCAGUCGCACGAGCUCUGAUCCAGGAUUUACUCUACAACGACUCGUCAUCCUUCUGUCCUCAAACAUUCUACCUGGACUCUGACCGCCUUAAAGCAUUAAGACUGGAACUGCACAACAAAGUCUACCACGCAAUUUGCCGUGAUGUGCUUCGAGAGAUAGCAUCUCCCGAUCUGCCACACGCACAUCUUGCAGAAGCCUACGAAGCACUGCAUCAUUCUGUUACAGCCAUCGUCGGGGCACAUGGCAAAUUUGCGGAGCGUUUCGAGAACAUUGCGGCGGAGAUUGUGCGUGUGUUACUUGUUGUCGAAGAUCGCUUCCCACCCUAUGAUCUCAGUCUACAAUGUCUCGCAGAGCAGAAACUGGUGCAACGCCUACGACGAGACUGUAGCGCUUUUAGGGAAAACGCUCAGAUGCUGGCCGAUGAGAUAAUCGCCAAGAUCAAGGACCAUGUGCACGACCACGUACGACUUUCCGCUCUGGACUUGCAGGAUAUCCUGGUUCCUGUGGCCUCGUCCACAUCUUCGCGACAUUCGAUGGGCUUCGGCGCAAUGUACGAUCCAAUGAUGAGCGACAUGCGUCCCGUGCCUGUUGACCGUCACGAGGAUGUCGUCCGCCGGUUUACGCACAUCAUCGCGCUGCACUGGCAAGUAUGGGCUGACAUGGUAUAUCUUGCUCCCCACCAGGAUGGAGACGAUGACAGCGCAUCGGACAAUGGCAGCACCAGCACGAUCGUACAGUCACAACAGGGCUCGCCCACAAUACCUGUCGCGACCGCGGUGUACGCUCCUGGACGGAAGUGGCUGCCAGUUAGUGUCACAGUCACCGAUGUUCCCAGUGGACUGCCGUCACCUGCCUCUUCGCCGAAGCCGGAAGAUGGCGAUCUGGCCGAUCCGACAAACGAAGACAAUCUGGAUCAGCAGCAACGACAACCUGCAUGA
Molecule: messenger RNA, 2091 nt
Organism: Fulvia fulva
Lineage: Eukaryota; Fungi; Ascomycota; Dothideomycetes; Mycosphaerellales; Mycosphaerellaceae
Exons: 1
Coding region: 1-2091 (696 amino acids)
Source: RefSeq, a predicted model, not a curated record